This is a messenger RNA of Diaporthe batatas, 3329 nucleotides long. RefSeq lists its product as uncharacterized. Gene Ontology annotation, molecular function: DNA-binding transcription factor activity, RNA polymerase II-specific; DNA binding; zinc ion binding. Gene Ontology annotation, biological process: DNA-templated transcription; regulation of DNA-templated transcription. The transcript has 5 exons. Bases 721 to 3117 code for a protein of 798 amino acids. Lineage: Eukaryota; Fungi; Ascomycota; Sordariomycetes; Diaporthales; Diaporthaceae. The record is from RefSeq and is a predicted model, not a curated record.
AAAAGGUCUUCCAUUUCCAGUCCCCCGUCUUAUCCCAUCUCUUGCGAGGCUGAAGACGGUCACCAACAGCCAAGCCAAGCCAGACCAAGCGAGGACAGAAGGAGAGGGCGUUGGCAGAGUGCCAGAAGUGCCAGAAGUGCCUAAAGUGCCUAGCAAGCAAAGCGGAGAGCGCCUCCGUCGACACGUGCCCGCUGCCGCCCUCAGCAUUCCAGCCGCCCGCCUCGUCUCAUCCCAUCUCUUGUUCACGUCCAUGUCCAUGUCAAAGCUCGUCUCGUCUCUGUGCUCAGAUGCAGCUUGAGCCUGUUGCUUACACGACCACGACGAUCGACGCGAGCUUACCCAGGAUAUCGUGCCGUCACAUUGGUUAAUAUAGCACACUGCACUGUGACGGGCACGCCACCACGGCAUCUCCCUCUAUCGGCUACAAAGACGGUGCCUCGUGGCCGGCAAGGAGGCCGAGACAAGACUGACUGACUGCCUGCUGCCCCAACGCUAAGCCUGCAUUUGCCUGCUCGCUUAGUCGUUCGCCGUCGACGGACACUUGAGUACUCCAUCGACACCAUGACAUAGUCGCCAUCCGCGCGCCUACUCGACACGCCUUGCCCACUUCCCGACCGAAACGUGCAGGUACACGCACCUACCUAGCCACACACGCGCACUGGUCGGCCGUUUCUAUGCUCAUGCCACCCCGUCUGCGCCGUCCAAGACAGGAGACGCACAAUGGCGGGCCCUUCCCCUGACAUGCCCUCCUACCCCUUGCCCCAAUCUAGCCAUGUUGUACCCGAAGCCUCGGUCAUGAAAUUGACCAGAGGCCACUCAUGCGUUCUCUGUCAACAACGUAAAGUCCGCUGCGACAAGAACAAGCCUUGCGCAAACUGUGUCAAGGCUGGUGUCGACUGCAAGGUCGUCCCGCCUCAGCCACCUCGACGUCGCAAGAAAAAGCCACAGGAGAGAGAACUCGUCGACCGCCUGAGGAAGUAUGAGGCCCUGCUCUCUCAGCAUGGUGUCGACUUUGAGCCGAUUGGCCAGCAUCUCAGGGCCUCCGAUAUAGCCACCGAUGAGGUCGACGAGAUCGAGCACGGUAUCGAGGGCCUAAAGACAUCUCCUUCCUCGACAGGACAGGAUGGCGCCUCUGCCGACAAGGCGCUUUCCAAGUGGUUCCCACACUAUAAAGACCAGUUCAGAACACAAGAUGCCCAGUUCAGGGAUUCUUCAGACGAUGGCUCCGAUGGUCCAAUGAUCCAUCAUGCGUUCGACAAGAUGUUUGAUGGCCAAGAUGGCUUUCCGUUCGUCAUUGGAGGGUCAACUUCAUCCGUCACCAACCUCCACCCUCCAGGCGUACAAAUAUUUCAACUCUGGCAGAUCUAUCUUGAGAACGUCAACCCGUUAUUGAAAGUGACGCAUACACCUACUAUACAAGGCUCGUUGAUCGAGGCAGCUGCCAAUCCCGCAAAGAUCGCGAAACCACUCGAGGCCCUCAUGUUUAGCAUCUAUUUCAUCGCUGUCAUAUCUAUGACUGAGAACGAAGUGCAAGAGACCUUUCACGAUGAUAAGAAUCGACUCCUCUCCAAAUACCAUCACGGUACCCAGCAGGCCCUGGUCAACGCUGGAUUCAUGCGGAGCCCCGAUCUUGUCGUCCUACAGGCAUAUGUAAUGUAUUUGCUCUGUGUCCGCCAAUACACGGACCCACGCUCUUUGUUUUGUCUAAUAGGCAUUGCUGUUCGCAUUGCCCAACGGCUGGGGCUUCACCGAGACGCGGAGCAGUUCCAUCUUGCCCCAUUUGAAGUCGAGCUGAGGCGUCGGCUCUGGUGGCAGCUGGUUGUCUUCGACAAGAGGAUCGCCGAGAUCACAGGUUCGACAAUCACUGCCCUGGCAUCCAGCAAGGGUGAUUGCAAGUGGCCCCUGAACAUAAACGAUACAGACCUACACGUCCACGCCAAGGAUCGACCUGCGCCUCACAUCGGACCCACCGAGAUGCUAUUUUGCCUGACAAGAUUUGAAUUAACAGCUGCUGUAGACGUUGAGGGCAUCCGACCGGCACCGAACCUUUCAGCGACCGGUGGCAAGCCGAAGUUCCAGUACAGCGCGUCGCCACAUUCCUCCGACGUCGUGACGAACGCCGCCAAUCACAACCUACCGCUCGUAGAUCUAGACAGCUAUGUGGCCUGGAUUGAGGACAAGUACCUGAAGCACUGCGAUCCAAAGGUCCCCUUACACCUCUUCACCCUACUGAUGACCCGGCAAGCUGUCUCUAAACUCCGCAUCAUCGACUACCUCUGUCACGGGCAUCUACAACAACAUCCGGACCCCAAAACCGUACCAGCAGGCUCCGAGCGCGCAUUACGCGAAUCUAUAUUUGAGGAAGGAGUGCGCGUGGUCGAGUAUGAUAUCAUGAUCCAAGGGCAUGAGGCCCUCCAGGGUUUCAAGUGGUUUACAUUCAUGCACUUCCCCCUGCCAGCAUAUAUGUAUCUGGUCGGGGAGUUGAAGUACAUAACCAGUGGCGAUAUGUGCGAGCGAGCGUGGGCGGCGAUACUCGAGGACUAUGACAAAAGAGGAUUGGUCAACAAUCUGAGGAGCCCGAUGCACACAGCCAUGGGUGGAAUGAUGCUCAAGGCUUGGGAUGCAUACGAAGCAGCCAAGAAGCAAAUGGGUAAACCCUUAUCACCACCGCCAAAGAUCAUUGGGAUUCUUCGAGACCGGACAAAAUCUAUGAACACGAGUAGCAAAGAUGCCUCCUCCUCAUCACAACAUUCAGGACCAGAGUCGAGCGGCAGGGUCAAUGUCAGUGCAUCGAGUGGCCAGGGUGGCUACGUCGGGCGGCAGCAGCAGCAGCAGCAGCAGCAUCAACAACAACAACAACCCGAUAUGAACAUACAUAGCGCAGGGAGUUCGCCGCCGAUUGUGUCUGCGCCUGGCGCCGGUGGGAUGGAGUCCAUGGGCGGUGCGAUGUUCCCUGGUGUCGGCUUUGAGGGGAUCAAUCCGCACAUGUUCAACUCUGGGGUCAUGCCUAGUGACAUGGAUUUUGGCGCCAUGGAUUGGAGCUCGGUCUCCACGUGGGGAGGUGCCUUCGCUACAGGAUACGACCCGUUCACACAACCGGGAAUGUCAGCACCAUAGACCAGGCUCGCACUCUGAAAGGAACCAAUGGGCCGGCGGCCAUUUCGUCCGCGGCCGGCAUAGCUUGAAGAGGUUAUCACGGUGUAAUUGACGACAAUGAUGUUGACGAACUUGCAAAUUGUUAUACCCUGCUAUCUUGUAUAUAUAGGCGCUAUUGACAGCAACAUACUACUCAUUGAGGUAAUACCACAUACACGCCAUCCGACUUCAAA